Messenger RNA from Caenorhabditis sp. 36 PRJEB53466, 1719 nucleotides. NCBI's taxonomy places the organism in Eukaryota, Metazoa, Nematoda, Chromadorea, Rhabditida, Rhabditidae. The record is from the annotation of a GenBank genome assembly.
AUGCUGGUCCUGUUCGAGGUCGCAGCCGGUUAUGCGGUGUUUAAGCUCAGCAACGAGAAGACGCUGAAGAAUGUUGAGAACAUCUGGGAGGAAUUCAAAACCGCCGAGAAGGCUCAAGAAAAGUAAGUUGUCCUGUUUGUUCACUUAUAUUAUAGUUCGGUUUCAGUCUGCAGCUGGUGUCUUUCAAAAAGUUCAAGACCACUGCUGGAGCUGUCGAAGCCGCUUCUGAAAUCACGGAAGGCAAACUGAGUAAGACUCUGAAGAAGCUUCUUAAGUCGAGCGUUGAUGAGACCGAAAAACUGGCCGUCGGCGACGCCAAGCUCGGAAACUUGAUCAAGGUUAUUGAUUGUAAUAAUUUACUUUUGCUCACUAAAUUACUUUCAGGAGAAACUUUCCCUGAACUGCGUCCAUGACAGCUCUAUCAACGAGUUGAUGAGAGGAGUUCGUGCUCAUAUUGAUGAGUUGCUCGCUGAGCACAAGGAGGAAAUGAAUGCCAUGAAUUUGGCUGUUGCUCACUCACUCGCUCGCUACAAGGUCAAGUUCAACCCGGAAAAGAUCGAUACUAUGAUUGUCCAGGUAUCUAACGUCCACAAGUAUUGUUUUUCUAAAAGUUUAUUUUGCAGGCCGUUUCUCUUCUUGAUGACCUCGACAAGGAGCUCAACAACUACGUCAUGCGUGUCCGGGAGUGGUACGGAUGGCAUUUCCCAGAGCUCGGAAAGAUCAUCCAGGAUCAUCAAGCGUAUGCCAAGGUAACGCUAGUGUUGAGAUAAAACAAUCGAAACAAAAUAUGUUUUAGAUUGUGAAGACUAUUGGAAUGCGUCAACAGGCAAUCAACACCGACUUGUCUUCUAUCCUUCCGGAAGAUCUGGAAGAGAAGGUCAAGGAGGAUGCUGAAAUCUCCAUGGGAACUGAUAUCUCGGAAAUCGAUCUCAUCCACAUCAAGGGUCUCUGCGAGCAGGUUAUCGAACUCUCGCAAUACCGGUAUGUUUCGAAAGUGAUCGAAAGUAAUGAAUAAAAUUUAUUUUCAGCGCUCAACUAUUCGACUACCUCAAAAAUCGUAUGACUGCCCUCGCUCCGAAUCUCACAGUUCUUCUCGGAGAGCUGGUCGGAGCUCGUUUGAUCUCUCACGCUGGAUCCCUUGUCUCGCUGGCUAAGGCUCCAGCUUCGACGAUUCAGAUCCUUGGAGCCGAAAAGGCACUUUUCCGUGCUCUCAAGACCAAGAAGGACACGCCGAAGUAUGGACUGAUUUAUCAUGCUCAGCUGAUCACACAAGCCCCACCAAAGAUCAAGGGAAAGGUAAAAAAAUAGCAUUUACUGAUUUCAAUCUUCACAAAAUUAACUACACAGAUGGCUCGCAAGCUUGCUGCCAAAUGCUCGUUGGCCACCCGCAUCGAUGCUCUGUCCGACGAAACCAUUAACAAUGAAAUCGGAAUUGAGUGCCGCGCUGCCCUCGAGAACGUCCUUAGAACUGAGUCGGAACGCGGACCAUCGAAGAAGCAGAACUUCGGAACACACAGACACGACAAGUACGAGUUCAAGAGCGAGACAUACGAGUACGACGCUGCCGCUGAUGCUCCGGCCAGUCGCAAGCACAAGCGGUUCGAUGACAACGAAAACACGAAUUCUGUCAAGAAGAUGAAGAUCGAAGAGGUGAAAGAGGAGGAGCCAGAGAAGAAAAAGAAGAAGAAGAAGAAGGAAGCCGAAUCCGAUGAGGAAUAA